Messenger RNA from Oryzias melastigma (Indian medaka), 2235 nucleotides. RefSeq lists its product as uncharacterized. The transcript has 4 exons. NCBI's taxonomy places the organism in Eukaryota, Metazoa, Chordata, Actinopteri, Beloniformes, Adrianichthyidae. The record is from RefSeq and is a predicted model, not a curated record. The coding region runs from base 600 to 1526 and encodes 308 amino acids.
GUAUAAUUCAGUGUAGUAUAGCUGUGAUUAUAUAAACAGUCACCACCAAUUAAUUAAACAAUCGAUCAAUAAUCAAUUAAGGGAUCCAAAAAUAGUCUAUUUUGAAAAGAUACUUGAAAAACCAAGGCAUAAAUUAAGUAAAGCAACAUAUAAUGUGACCAAAUGAUUAAAUUAAGAUAAAAUAUUUUUUUUUUUGUAUAGUGGGCAAACUUUGAAUACUGACGUUCCAAAAUAGUUUUAUUUUAUAUUAUUUUCAGUAAAAUCCCGAUGAAGAUCGAAUUUUCUGGGUACUUUUGAAAGACAGCGAGCUUGGAAAGUGGACGCGACUGCGCAGGCGCGAGCUUUACAGCCAAUCAGAAGAGGACAUUUAAAUAAAUAAAUAAAUAAAAAUAUCUCGAACCAAAAGUGAAGCUGAGCGGCGGAGGGGUGUGCUCCGUGGUGGAUUCCUGUCUGUCCCAGCCCGAAAACAACCUUUGUUCUGUUAUAUUUGAAAGUCAGGGAUAUCGUUUUUUUGUUUGUUUGUUUGCACAGAGAUGUAGAAGUUUGUCGUAGAAAUUUGCAUAUAUUUGUGAUAAUUUUGUCUUCAACCUUUCAAGAAAAUGAGGAUCACAGAACUACUCUUUUACUCAUUUAUUUAUUUCCUGUUGUUGAGCCAGUUAUCAAAGACUGCUCCGUUUCCUCCUCUAGAUGCCAUCAUUGUCCAGAUCCAGCACUCGGGAGUGGUUGGAGGCAGUUAUGUUGCUAAGCAGGUUCUUUUCAAUGGUUUGCCUCUGAGCAACACGAGUCGGGAGGUCAGCCACAUCCUCCAAAGCUUAUCAACUAAAGAACUUUUUCCUUUUAAUCGUAGCAUCAGUCAGAUUCCAGCUUUAAAGGAUCACACCAUCGUCUGCCAUCAAGAGUGCGUUCUAGAGAGUCAUCGGCUCCAGUGGAGUGAGCACGUCUUUUAUGAUGGUGAAGUCUAUCUUCGCCUGGAGCCCAACGGCACGUGGACGGCUCUCGUGCCACAAGCGGUGCUCCUCAAGGGGCUUUUGGAGCAGACGGGACGACACGGGGGGUCCGAGAGGACCCGGCUGCAGAACGGUUGCAUGCAGCUCAUGAAAGAACUGAGACUUCCUGACAAACCGUCAGGUAUUUCCUCUCCUGUUUCCAAAAGUGCUUCCUUUUUGUUUGAAUUGCUCAUUUUUGUUCCUUUUUCUUUAGGUUCAGGAAUUGUUUCUACUCGAAUUCUUAUUCCAGUUUUGGGUGUUGUGGCUUUCGCUGGACUGAUUACAGUGAGCAUUCUCGUUUCCAAAAAUCGAGGUAAGUUGUGUUUUUUGUUUUUUUUGUUUUUGAAUUUACUUUUAUGGUUCAUAAAUGGUACUUCUCAAAGCAGGAAAGUCCCAUUUUUACAGCAGUUUAGAGUUUGCUAUUCAGCAUUUAUUGUUUUUUUGCAGCCCGCUUCAUCACAUGAUUAUCUGAACCGGGUCUUUACUACAAGAAAAUGUAAAGCAGCAUCAUGUGUUUGUCUUUAUCUUCUCUCUGUUUAGGUUGGACACACCCUGGAGGUGUUAUUGGGUCCCUUAUUCAUUAUCCUGGGAACCUGAAUGACUUGGGUCCAGACACAAAAGACAGCGGUUACAGAACUCUGUGACUUUAGGACAUCACAAAGGUCAGAGGUCAUCAACCUCUGCUGCAGCUUCCUGCUGCAUUUCAGAAUAAAAUAUGAGGAUUUAUUGUAGUAAUUAUUUUCCUAAUUCAAAAACAAAGAGGAUGAUAUAAAAUCGAAAUAAUGCGUGAUUAAAAAUAUGUUUUCCCUCUUUAUAGACAUCAGAACUGCCAAUAAGUGACAGCUGUCUGAGAUUUCUAUCAUUUUUUAACCCGAGGACAGUUAACUUGGAAAAUUCUUAGUAAAGUCGUAUGUUAAGACAGCAGAAUAGUCAAUGCUUUGUGGGCAGAUUGCUUACUAGAAAACAACUAAAUGCUCCAAAACCUUUCCAGAUUAAUCCCUCAGCUUUUGCUCAAAGAUGUCUGGAUAGAGAUGAGAGAACUGAAGCAGAAAGAUGAUGUGAGGACUCCGGGUUACAUCAGGCGUCAAGUGCCAGUAAAGGAAAAACAAAACACAGAAUAUCGUGAUAUUUUUUAAAGUUUACUGAUGGUGGAUCCUGUCUGCUUUUUUCAUCCGUUCAGGAAAAUCUAAAAUGUUGACAUUAAUCUUUUUUUUUUUUUUGGAGUCAAAAUGUUGCAGUUCUAUGGAGC